AUGUCAGAAGCCACAACUUGGAAUCGCCCGCUCAACCAUGUGGCAGUAUCAGUGCCCGAUGUCCAGGCCGUGGUAGACUGGUACAGCACCCACCUUGGGUUCCGACUUCUCGGCAAGAUCGCACACAUCAAACGGUCGAGGGAUCCGGACGCCGCUAUCUUUGCCAUCUACCCGUCGAGCCUGAACGAAGUCAAGCUGGCGUAUAUGUCGACCGGGAAUGGCGUCGGGUUUGAGGUGUUUGAGUUCGUGGACCCUAAGCCGGUCGCAGCGGAGCGCAAAUUCCAGUAUGAGCGCGCCGGCUUCUUUCAUGUUUGUAUCACCGAUCCCGACCCGGACGCCCUGGCGGACAGGGUUGUCGGCGCCGGUGGUAAGAAGGUUGGCCAGACUGUCGAUCCCGGUAACGUCGGCGUCAAGUGUCUUUACUUGGCCGAUCCGUGGGGAAAUAUUGUCGAGGUCUUGUCGGUCAGCUUCGAGUGGUUGGCGUGCAGAACGGCCUUUUAG
Molecule: messenger RNA, 501 nt
Organism: Fonsecaea nubica
Lineage: Eukaryota; Fungi; Ascomycota; Eurotiomycetes; Chaetothyriales; Herpotrichiellaceae
Exons: 2
Coding region: 1-501 (166 amino acids)
Biological process (GO): L-methylmalonyl-CoA metabolic process
Molecular function (GO): methylmalonyl-CoA epimerase activity
Source: RefSeq, a predicted model, not a curated record